AUGCAUGGUAAAGAUACAGCUCGGACAUGGUUCAGUCCGGACGGACGCAUGCACAUACACGGAUCUGUCUCGAUCACCUCAAGCGGUCCUGACGAAAUAGAGAAUAAACAGAAUGUUGCACUGGCAGCAUGUGUCGAGCCUGUGUCCUCUUGGUCUGGCGGGAAAAGUAUAACCCAUUCCACGUUGGAAGACAUUUGCCUAAGAGCAAUCGUGUCUUUGCCAUUACGGAAAGGAACGAAGACGCAUAAGGACGAAUGCGAAGAAGGGAAAGUACGAAGGCCAAGGAGUGAACGGACGAAAGCGAGGACGCGAAGACGCAAAUGUGAAAAUGCAGAAGUACGAAAGUACGAAGGCGACGGAGCGGAGCGAAUCGACUCUGACCUAGACACGUGCGUGGACACCCACUCGGACCAAGACACGUUCGCAAACACCAACUCGGACCAAGACACGUGCGUGGACACCCGCUCGGACCAAGACACGUGCGUGGACACCCACUCGGACCAAGCCACGUUCGCAAACACCAACUCGGACCAAAACACGUGCGUGGACACCCACUCGGACCAAGUCACGUGCGUGGACACCCAAUCAGACCAAGACACGUUCGCAAACACCAACUCGGACCAAGACACGUGCGUGGACACCAACUCGGACCAAGACACGUGCGUGGACACACACUCGGACCAAGACACGUGCGCGGACACUCACUCGGACACAGACACUGGCCACCAUACAAGCAAGCAUCAUUACACCAUAUCUGUUGUGGAAUAA
Molecule: messenger RNA, 768 nt
Organism: Mya arenaria
Lineage: Eukaryota; Metazoa; Mollusca; Bivalvia; Myida; Myidae
Product: serine-aspartate repeat-containing protein C-like
Exons: 3
Coding region: 1-768 (255 amino acids)
Source: RefSeq, a predicted model, not a curated record